Messenger RNA from Prorocentrum cordatum, 4359 nucleotides. NCBI's taxonomy places the organism in Eukaryota, Dinophyceae, Prorocentrales, Prorocentraceae. The record is from the annotation of a GenBank genome assembly.
GGCUCAAGCUGUCUGUGGGCUCCCAGCGGAGGCGGCAGCAGUUUAGAUUGCCUGCUGGCCGCAUCUCCAGGCGCGGGAGCCCGUUGUAGCGUUCUGUGGUCGGCCUCUUCGCGGACGGCAGAUCGAGGCGGCUGCCGCGUUCGGCCGGGCACCCCACGGCCCUGGGCGCUGCCGCGGCCCCGCAGGGGCGCCGGCAUGGAGGAGGACCCUCCAGAAGGGGAGAGUGGCCAAGCACAGGACGCAGAUGAUGCCGACCAGUCGAUGCACCGUUACAGGGGGCACAUCAAGAGCACCGGCGACGAGUACGGCUUCAUCGAGUGCGACGAGACGAAGCAGCAGUUCUCCCGCGACGUUCACAUAAGGCGGGCUGACGUGCCGCCAGGCGCUUGGCAGACGCUCCAGGUCGUAACCUUCUGCGUCGUGACCAGCGACAAGGGGCGCCCGCAGGCGCGAGACGUCGAGGCCGUCGAGGGGGAGGUGGUCGCCGAGGGCGCCGAGCCCGCGGGCACGGAGGUGCCGCCGCCAGGCGACGCCCGGGCUCCGAGCAGGCCGACGCCCCUGCGCCUGGAGGAGACCACGCCCGCCUCCGGCUCGGAGGAGGGCGGCGCGGCGCUGCAGCGCACGCUCAGCACGCAGUCCCGGGACGACAGCCCGCUGCGCCGCACGAGCAGCCUGCGCUCGCAGCCAGAGUCGCCCUGGGCCGACGUGGUCGACGAUCUGGAGGACGGCGACGGACGACGGACGACGGCCAUGCCCCUGGGCGCUCCUGGCAGGCGCUCCCGGAGGAGAAAGAACAAGAAGGGCUCCGCCGACGGCAGCCGGGAGCUGCUGCAGCAGCCCGUCCCUGAGGAGGACGAGGAGGAGGCUGACGGGCCGCGGCCAGAGAGGCGGCAGCCCGCGCGGGCAGCCUCGCCCGUGGCGCCGCUGCGGCGGGAGAAAGAUGACGGCGGCACCCCUGCGUCAACCUCGUCGAGGACGCCCCGACGAGGGCUCGUGCUGAGCAGCGUGCGGCGAGCCGAGGCGGAUCCCGACGAGCUCCCCGCCGGAGGCGGGCCCGCACGACGCCGGGAGGAGCGCCUGGAGGACCUGCCGGACCCUUGCCUGCGCACGCCCUCGCUGUCGCCGUCGCCCGACGACCGCCUCGUAAUGCAAGGGUCGCGCCAGCUGUCGCACCAGUCGCCGGGCAUGGGCCCGGCGACGCCGAUCCCGGGCCUCGCGGCGGGCCUCUCGCCGGCCGCGGGGCCGCUGCCGCCGCCGCUCGGGACCUCCCCGCUGAUGGCGCCCAGGGCGCCGCCGAGCGGUAUGGACUUGCCGCCGCGGGCCCCGGACGCGCUGGCGCGCCAGAGGGUGCCGGGGAAGGUGGAGGUCGGGGCGCUGUGGAGCUCGAUCGACCUCGUGCGCGCCCUGUGCUUCCGGCGCACCCGGAGGUUCAUCCUCGACAUCGAGGGGGAGAUGUUGCGGCUGCUGUCCGCGCCGCCGGGGGCCUACAUGCGGUUCCCAGCCCUGGGCGGGCACUACCGGUCCCUGCUCACCGCGCAGUGCGCUCGCUUCCAGAUGCACGAGACCCACGUGCCGUGCGGGGACCGGGUGGAGGUGUGCGUCAGCACCACCGCCUCCAGCAGGGCCCCGCUGCCCGCCGCGGCGCUCGUGCUCGGGACCUGGGCGGGCACCGUCCCCUGGGAGUGGACGCACGGCGAGCCCAUCGGGAAGCCGCUCUCGCCCAUGGAGCCGCUCACCCUGAGGAUACCGUGCAGCACAGGGUUCACGCCCUACACCCAGACCAUCGUCGGCAUGGACGAGGACGGUGACGCCGUGGCGCGGUCUGCCGUCCAAGCUGCUGGUCCCUCCAACGGACCUGGCGGUGGUAUAGUCAUCUCCGAGCUGCCACUGCCCAACGGCCAGUGGGAGCUGAUGGAGCCGAAGGCGUGCUCCGACAGAACCGACUUGGGCGGUUUUGUUCUCACCUUCUCCGUGGAGCGCGCGGCGUCUCCGGGGGUGGCCGUGGCGGUGUGCGCCAACUACGACGCCUCCCAGCGACCCUUGUCGCGACUGUUGAGCUGCUCCACGCCGCUCCUGGAGGAAAGGCACGAGGUGAAGGGGGAGAGAGACUUCUGCAUCGUUGAGCUGGAGCCCAAGCCGUCCAUGGGCCGGUGGAGCGUCCGAUUCGGCCACGCCGAGCAGGCGAACGCUGGGCAGAUGCAGAGGUGUGAGACGUCGUUCUCGGAGCACAGCCAGACCACAGAGACCUUCUGGGUCGCGACCUGGAUGUGCGACGACGGCCUGCGGGUCGAGGUGGGGCGCGAGCGCUUCCCGUGGUGCCGCCUCCUGCGUGCGACCCUGAAGCACCCGUCGUGCCAGUCCUACUGCCAGGCCGCCCUCGCCACGCUCGGCUCCGCCGAGCCGGGCGCCGGAGGCAGCUUCCACGGCCACCAGAGCCUGCGCAACGUCACCAUGGAAUCCAGCGUGUGCCCCGACCAGGCCACGAGAGAUCACAUCGUCCGAGUGGUCUGGCCCCCGAACGGCCAGCCAGAGCCGAGCGAGCGGCCCACCGCCGACGGCGUCGUCGCGAUGCUGGACAGCGGCAUCGCGGUGUGCAGCAGCUCGCUGGCGGCGCGCAAGCUGGCGGAGGACGCCGCUGCUCAGGGCUGGCAGGUUGCGUGCCUCGCCACCGCUCCGCUCGACAACGUCGGGGAGGACCCGGCCAGGGGCGUCGGCACGGGGGUCGACGAGGUGCUCUCCCAGCGGGCGGAGGCCGUGGCGACCCUCGAGCCGACCGUGGCGCUCGACCUGGGCCUCACGGACUGGGCCCGCGCGAGCACCGCCUGCAGCGGGCUCGCCCAGGUUGACGGCCCCGCGAUGGUGCCUGGGAUGGGAAUGAACGGGUGGGCGCACAUGAACGGCAUGCCCAACGGCAACAUGAACGGCAUGCCCCACGGCAUGCUCGUCGGCGUGCCGCAUGGCAUGAGCGGCGUGCCAGGCAGACCCUCGGUGGGCGCUGCUGAGGCGUCGGGGUGCUUCUCGCCGAUGGCGGCCUCCCCUCCCAGGGCCGUGGCGGAGGGCGGGCUUUCCGCCGAGGCCCCAGUCUUCGUUCCCGGCUCGCCAGCUGCCGCGAUGGACGCUCCAGUCGCGAGCGGGUGUGGCGGCCCAGGCGGCUUCAGCGCCUGGCGCGAGGACGACCACGGCGCCUGGCAGGGCGGCUGCGGGGGGCCUGGGAUGUCCCACGAGGCCUCGGUCUUCAUGCCCAUGGGGCAGCAGGGGCACGACGAGAGCUGGGGCUACGAAUGGUCCCCCGAGUGGGGAGACCCUAGCGCCUACGCCGACUGGGCGCCCGGCGCAGAGGACGACGUCGACUGGGAGCAGGAGGAGUAUUGGGCAGGCCUUGCCGAGGGCGGGAAGACACGGCCCAGCCGUGCUUCCCGGAAGGAGCGCGACGCCAAGGGCGGCAAGGGCGGCAAAAGUGCUGACGGCAAGGGCGCCAAAGGCGGCAAGGGCGCGAAGGGCGCAAAGGGUGAGCACAAGGGCGGCCCAAAGGGCGACAAGGGUAAGGGGGGCUUCAGGGAGCGCUACGAUGCCGAGAGCAGCGCGAAAGGUGGCUGGAGGGGCCAUGGUGCCGACUGGGAGGAGCCAGACGAGAGGAGAUGGGCCGCAGACCCGCUCAACUGGGGCGGCGGGGACGACAGGGGCAAGGGCAAGGCCGACGGGCGGGACGAGCCCCGCGGCCGUUGGAGGGACAACGGCAGACGCGGCGGGGAUCCUCCGGCCAAGAAGUGGCUGGACGAUGAGCGGGGUAAGGACGACGACUGGCGCAAGGAGUGGGAGUGGAACGAGGACGACUGGGACUGGCGGGGCAGCCGCCGGGACCGCUGGAGGAACGCCGCCGCGGCCGGCGGCGGUGACCAGCAGCCGCGGCCAGCGGACCACAGGCCCUCGAAGCGCCUGGGCCGCUACGGCGAGCGGCUGCCCGCGCCCGAGGACGAGCCUGUGGCGGGCCACCGCCCGCCCAUGCGCAGGAGGCGAGUGGCGGCAAGCGAGGGCUCGAACUCCGAGUCCAGCUCCGAGUCCGAGGGCCCGAGAGGUGGUGGCGGCAAGGGCAAGUCACAGAAGGCCUCCGUCGACUCCGGCCCCGUCCUGAGCCACCUGCUGCCGGGAAAGAAGGGCCGCGGCAAAGGCAGCAGAAGGGCCAGGUCCAGCUCUGCGGGUUCGCGCGACCGCUGACCGUAGCCGGAGGGUAGGCGCGGCCGCCAGUGCCGGAGACGUUCGCGGCCUCGCGAGCUCGGGGAGGAGACUUGAGCGCCACUUCAUGUAUAUAUUUCCCGGGGCCGCGAUCGAGAUCCCACGCGAGUAGCCAAGGGCGGGGGA